AUGGAGAAACUACCUCAGGAGUGUCGAGACAUGGUUACAUCCUUUCUAGAUGGGUACGACGUGAAAAACCUGGUUCUCGUGUCCAAAAGUUACCAAGACUUCUUUGCCCCGAGGAACUUGAGACGGCUUUGGUUUGAAGGUCUCCCUAGACUUCUCUCCCACCAGUUCACACACUUCCUGGCAAUGAAGCCCAGUAAGAAGUUUAGCCUUAUUAGGAAGAUAUCAGUAAUCCUGCAGAAGCGUGGGCGCGUCGGGACCCAGCCACCACUGUACGAGAAACUUGGGCCGUUACUUGUGAAUAGCGUCUCGCAAGUGACCGAACUUCAAGAGUUGGAUUUAUCUCUCGGAGGCUGGCCCCAGGAGCAAGAAAAGAAUCUUUGCGAACUAUUAAUGCGGACUCGGAAAUGGGAUAAGCUCAACUCCCUCAAAAUUUCCACUUCGCCAGAGAUAUUAUGCGCUGUUCUCAGCCGCUGCGUUCCCGAGAUCCUCGAAGCCGUUAAUAUCGAUGGGCACUACGGUACACGGAUGUAUAAUGAGCUGGUGCGCCUUUGCUCUUCUUCUAAAACCAAACACUCUUUGAAGAAGCUCACUAUUUCCCCCAAUUUCGACGGUCCAUUGUUAGAUAAGGAUAUCAUUCUGGAAGUUAUAACCCAUUUCAAAGCUCUCAAAUGCCUCAGUAUCCAAGGACGUUCAGAUCUUUGGGAUACUUGCUGGACGACUGCAGUCUUUUCAGGCUCGUUGAGCAUAGUCUGUGAUCUUCUUAACCAAACAUAUAUUGAAGAACUCUGUCUCAGCAUGCCAUACAUACCCUUUGAUCGAGCUUCUGUCCUUGAGUAUUUGAACGGGCCGGUUCCAGAUCUCGUCGAGUCUGAAGAUGUAACCGAAUCUGAGCUUGAGCGGGCGUAUCGCAAACUGAUUGCGGAUAUCACUUCAGCAUGUCGCCGCAUUCGCAAGAUAGUUAUUCUUCAGAAGUUUGAAACUCGAUUUGAUGUUGUUGGGUUCAGCUCUCCUGGCAGGGUCAUAGAAGUCAAGUUGUGUUAA
Molecule: messenger RNA, 1041 nt
Organism: Fusarium tjaetaba
Lineage: Eukaryota; Fungi; Ascomycota; Sordariomycetes; Hypocreales; Nectriaceae
Exons: 3
Coding region: 1-1041 (346 amino acids)
Source: RefSeq, a predicted model, not a curated record